CUCAGCUAGUUUGAAAGGUAGUUGUUACAUUUCUAUUCUUUUGGUGUUUACCUUCAGUUUUUUAAUUGGAGUAUAAUUUACCUUCAGUAAAAUUCAUAUUUUUUGGUGUAUAGUUCUGAGUUUUGAUAAACAGAUAACAGUCAUGUAACCACCAACCACCACUAUCGUCAUGUUAUAGAACAAUUCCAUCACCCCAAAAAUUUUCUUUUGCCCCUUGUAGUCAACCUCUUUCCACAUUUCCAGCCUUUGGCAACCACUGAACUGUUUUCUGUUUGUAUAGUGUUGCAUUUUUCCAGAAUGUCAUAUAAAUGGAAUUAUUCCUUUACUUACCAUACUGAAUUUGACAUUCAUGCGUAUUAUUCCUUGUGUCCAUAAUUUAUUUUUAUUAUUAAAUAGUAUUCCAUUGUAUGGAUAUUAUCACAGUUUGUUUAUCCGUUGACCAAAUGAAGGACAUGUGGGUGGGGUUUUUUUUUUUGAGACAGAGUCUCAGUCUGUCACUCAGGCUGGAGUGCAGUAGUGCAAACACGGCUCACUGCAGCCUCAACCUCCUGGGCUCAAGUGAUCCUCCUACCUCUGCCUCCUGGGUAGCUAGGACUACAGGCAUGUGCCACCACACUCAGUUUUUUAAUUUUUUGUAACAGAUAGAGAGAUAGAGAUGUUGCCCAGGCUGGUUUUGAACUCCUGGCCUCAAGUGACCCUCCCACCUCAGUUUCCCCAAGUGCUGGGAUUACAGGUGUGUGCCACCACACCUGGCCACAUACAGGAUUUUAAUGGAUGUCAAAAUUAUUUACUCUCUUGAGUAAAUACCUUGCAGUUGCAUUGCUGGGUUGUAUGGUAAGUGUAUGUUUUGAUUUCUAAGAAAAUGCUAAACUGUUUUCCUUUCGUUUUGUUUUGAAACAGGGUCUUGCUCUGUCGCCCAAGCUGGAGAGCAGAGGCAUGAUCACAUCUCACUGCAGCCUUGUCCUCCUAGGCUCAGGGCUAUUUCUGAGCAGUGGAAGUUUCAAGUAAUCCACUAACAACCAGUUCCAAAUUCUGUCAUCAAAUCCUGUGCUGCUAUUCCUCGUGGUAAUAGAUGCAUAUUAUUUCUUUUAUUUAAAAGAAAUGAAUGUGACUAGUAUUGCAUUAAGAGCUGAAACUUGGCUUUUAGCUACAUGGCAUGUUAAAGUACCUCCGAUGUGGCUGGAAGCUUGUGUUAACUGGAUUCAAGAAGAAAAUAAUAAUAUUAACUUGAGUCAGGCCCAAAUGAAUAAACAAGUGUUUGAGCAGUGGCUCCUUACUGAUCUGAGGGAUUUGGAGCAUCCUCUUUUACCCGAUGGCAUUUUAGAAAUUCCAAAAGGAGAAUUAAAUGGAUUUUAUGCUCUGCAGAUUAAUUCCUUGGUUGAUGUAAGUCAGCCUGCAUACUCCCAGAUACAGAAGUUGAGAGGAAAGAAUACAACAAAUGAUCUAGUUACAGCUGAAGCACAAGUAACCCCAAAACCUUGGGAAGCAAAGCCUUCACGAAUGUUGAUGCUGCAGCUAACUGAUGGAAUCGUACAAAUACAGGGAAUGGAAUAUCAGCCUAUUCCAAUUCUUCAUAGUGAUCUUCCUCCAGGUACAAAAAUUUUGAUUUAUGGAAAUAUAUCUUUCCGUCUUGGUGUUCUCUUAUUGAAACCAGAAAAUGUGAAAGUGUUAGGAGGUGAAGUAGAUGCUCUUUUAGAAGAAUAUGCCCAAGAAAAAGUACUUGCAAGAUUAAUAGGGGAACCUGAUCUUGUAGUUUCAGUCAUACCAAACAAUUCUAACGAAAACAUUCCCAGAGUUACAGAUGUUCUAGAUCCUGCAUUAGGUCCUUCUGAUGAAGAACUCUUGGCAAGUCUUGAUGAAAAUGAUGAGCUUACAGCAAAUAAUGACACUUCCUCAGAAAGAUGUUUCACCACAGGUAGUUCCUCAAAUACCAUUCCCACAAGACAGUCAAGUUUUGAGCCAGAAUUUGUUAUUUCUCCAAGACCAAAAGAGGAACCAUCAAACCUAUCUAUGCAUGUAAUGGAUGGAGAAUUAGAUGACUUUUCACUGGAGGAGGCCUUGCUUUUAGAAGAAACUGUCCAGAAAGAACAGAUGGAAACUAAGGAAUUGCAACCAUUGACUUUUAACAGAAAUGCCGAUCGAAGUAUAGAGAGAUUUUCACAUAAUCCUAAUACUACGAAUAACUUUUCUUUGACUUGCAAAAAUGGAAACAAUAAUUGGAGUGAAAAAAAUGUAUCUGAACAAAUGACUAAUGAAGACAAAUCAUUUGGUUGUCCAUCUGUUAGAGACCAAAACAGGAGUAUUUUUUCAGUUCAUUGUAAUGUACCCUUAGCCCAUGAUUUUACAAAUAAAGAAAAGAACUUAGAGACAGAUAAUAAAAUAAAACAAACCAGCAGUUCAGAUGGACAUUCCUUAAAUAAUAAAAUAUUAAAUAGAGAGGUGGUCAACUAUGUACAGAAAAGGAGUUCACAAAUUUCUAAUGAAAAUGAUCGUAAUUUACAGAGUUGUUCUUUAAGAUCAUCAGAGAAUAGCAUUAAUCUUUCUAUUGCCAUGGAUUUGUAUUCUCCACCCUUUGUCUAUUUGUCUGUUCUAAUGGCCAGCAAACCAAAGGAAGUUACAACAGUGAAAGUGAAAGCAUUUAUUGUAACCUUAACUGGAAAUCUCUCAAGUUCUGGUGGCAUUUGGAGUAUAACUGCAAAGGUGUCUGAUGGUACUGCAUAUCUAGAUGUAGACUUUGUGGAUGAAAUACUUACUAGCUUGAUAGGGUUCUCAGUACCAGAAAUGAAACAGUCAAAAAAGGAUCCUCUUCAAUACCAAAAGUUCCUGGAAGGGUUGCAGAAAUGUCAAAGAGAUCUAAUAGAUUUGUGCUGUCUAAUGACUAUUUCAUUUAAUCCUUCCUUGUCUAAAGCAAUGGUACUGGCAUUACAAGAUGUUAAUAUGGAACACCUUGAGAAUCUAAAGAAGCGGUUAAAUAAAUAAUUAAACAAAUAGUAUUAGGAACAAUUAAAAACAACAAGGAAAUAUUUAGAAUUUGUUCACAAUUUUACUUAUGAUACUUUGUGUAAAAGGAAAAAUGAAAUUUCAUAGCUUAUUUCAGUUUAAUUUUAAAGUGUUAAUCAUGUUUGUUAUAUGGAGAUUUUGAAAAUAAGUUAAUCUUUUUUUUUUUUUUAAGUCAGGGUGUUGCUCUGUUGCCCAGGCUAGAGUGCAGUGGCAUGAUCAUAGGUUAUUGCAUCAACCUCUUGAGCUCAAGCGAUCCUCCUGCCUUAGCCUCUUGAGUUGCUGGGACUAUAGGCAUGUACCACCAUGCCCAGCUAAUUUAUUGUUACUAUUAUUAUUUUGUAGGUACAGAGUUUUGCUAUGUUGCCCAGAUUGGUCUCAAACUCCUGGCCUCUCACUCCUGCCGUCAUGGCCUCCAAAGUUUAAUUUUUUUAAAAGUAACUGUUAGAUGGAGGAAUAUGGUGACCCACUAUUGUUGAGAAAUUUGUUUUCCACUUGUCACGUCACAUAAGAUGAUUGCUAAAAUAUUGUACUGGUGUUCAGUGGUGAGUCAUAUUUUUGAAAGUUAAUAGUUAUAAAUAGGUAAUUUCCUUCUAAUAUGUUGGUACUGUCUAUGGCCAUACCACCCUGAACAUGCCUGAGCUUGUCAUAAUAUGUUGAGUACCCAAAAGAUUUGUUUAUAUUGUUAAUCUUAGGGGAAAAAAAAUUAAAAUCCAGUAGAUUGGAACAUCAGGCUUUCAGAUGCAAAUUGAUUUACUGGUUUUUAUUUUGCUGAUUAUAAUAUUUGGUAUAUUUAAGGUAAUCUAGUUAACUAGAUGCUAUUUCAUAGAUUAUAUUGAAUGAUUUAAAACUUUAUUUUCAAGGAUAGUUUAUUUUAAAUGGCAUAUUGAAAACAUCAUUAUUAAGAUCCAGUAGGUAGGACAUUUAUUGGAUUAAAAUGAAGCAUUUAUCUAUGUCUUUAGGUGUCAUUGUUCCCUUUCUGAAUUAGCUGUACAUAUAAGCCUUCCUUUGGUUUUAAGUACUGAUUUUUUUUUUAAAAAAAGAGGGACUGUUUACCAUUCUUCCACUGUGCUGUUAUAAAGUUGUAUUUGAAAGGUAAUGUUGUUUUUAUUAAUCUUUUGUCUUAAAAUAAUUUAAAGUGCUUUGAAUUUUAAAACAUUAAACAAAUCCUUAAAUAAAAAAA
Molecule: messenger RNA, 4180 nt
Organism: Gorilla gorilla gorilla (western lowland gorilla)
Lineage: Eukaryota; Metazoa; Chordata; Mammalia; Primates; Hominidae
Gene: RMI1
Product: RecQ mediated genome instability 1
Exons: 3
Coding region: 1102-2979 (625 amino acids)
Biological process (GO): resolution of meiotic recombination intermediates; double-strand break repair via homologous recombination
Cellular component (GO): nuclear body; RecQ family helicase-topoisomerase III complex
Molecular function (GO): nucleotide binding
Source: RefSeq, a predicted model, not a curated record